Molecule: messenger RNA, 743 nt
Organism: Seriola dumerili (greater amberjack)
Lineage: Eukaryota; Metazoa; Chordata; Actinopteri; Carangiformes; Carangidae
Gene: lhfpl2a
Product: LHFPL tetraspan subfamily member 2
Exons: 2
Coding region: 23-700 (225 amino acids)
Cellular component (GO): membrane
Source: RefSeq, a predicted model, not a curated record
GGAGACUCCAGCCACCGUCAGCAUGUGCCAUGUGAUUGUCACCUGCCGCUCCAUGCUGUGGACUCUGCUGAGCAUCGUGGCGGCGUUCGGAGAGCUCAUCGCCUUCAUGAGCACUGACUGGCUGGUGGGAUUCCCCCGCACGCCAGACGCCGUCUUCGGCCCCCAUGGGGCCACCGCAGCCGGAGAGGCCUACAGGCCCACUUUAGGCAUCUACGGCCGCUGUAUAAAACUGCCCCACCUGCAGCGUGGGGUACUGUGCGGACCGUACGCGAUACACUUUGGAGAGAUUGCCAGCGGGUUCUGGCAGGCUACUUCUAUCUUCCUGGCGGCAGGGAUCCUGCUGCUGUGUGCCGUGGCGUUCAUCUCGGUCUUCACCAUGUGCUUCCAAAGCAUCAUGAAGAAGAGCAUCUUCAAUGUGUGUGGACUGCUGCAAGGGAUCGCAGGUCUGUUUCUGAUCCUGGGUCUGAUGCUGUAUCCCGCUGGCUGGGGUUCAGACAAGGUCCAGCUGUACUGCGGCCCCGACGCGGCUCCGUACCGGGCCGGGCUCUGCUCCAUGGGCUGGGCCUUCUACACGGCCAUGGGCGGCACCGUUCUCACCUUCAUCUGCGCCGUCUUCUCCGCGCAGGCCGAGAUCGCCACCUCCAGCGACAAGGUCCAGGAGGAGAUCGAGGAGGGCAAGAGCCUGAUCUGCCUCCUCUGAGGGGCUCAGAUACUUUAGCCCCUGUGGAGGGAAAAAGGAGGAG